Molecule: messenger RNA, 489 nt
Organism: Oppiella nova
Lineage: Eukaryota; Metazoa; Arthropoda; Arachnida; Sarcoptiformes; Oppiidae
Source: the annotation of a GenBank genome assembly
AUGUCGGCGCUGUACAGGCCGAACAGGCCAUACACUAGACUCCAGGCCAGUCCCAGGACUGUUGUAGGCAAUGUCACCAAUGAGCAAGCUAAUAGCUUGGCCAAACUCAUGCGACUCGUGUCUCAUCACUUCCAGACACAUCUCGUUAUCAACAUGAAAGAGGUUUUCUCGAUAAGACGAGAACCUGGCUCAAAUCCUACGAUCCUCAAGAUCCGCGACAGACUAGUGAAUGGUUACUCCCUGAACAAAAACCCUCGUUAUCAACGUGAAAGAGGUUUUCUCGAUAAGAUCAUCGCGAUCGACGAGACCUGGCUCAAAUCCUACGAUCCUCAAGAUCCGCGACAGACUAGUGAAUGGUUACUCCCUGAACAAAAACCAUGGGAGGAACUUGACCACCCCUCAUAUAGCCCUGAUAUGUCACCGCCGGAUAUGGACGGAAUCCAGCGCAUUAAAGCCCCAAACAAGGGGAAGCAAUUCCACUCGAGAUGA